UCCAGGGGAAGAUUUUUAAACGAGGCACGUUACGUAGCAACUAGGAAGUGUUCAGAAAGGCUCGGCGCCUCCAGCUGGAUCAUACAUAAAAGUACUAAGAUAAAAAUGGAGGGAUCUUCCAAAAGCGAUGCAUCUGAUCAUUCAUCUGCUGUCGCUGCUCAAGUUCCCUUCCAGCACCUAUGUAAUACUUUAGAAAAAAUCCAGAAGUUAAAACUUCGACCAGAAAAGUCUAAAAUCCUCCGGGAUUUCAUUGAGUCAUGGAGGACGUUCCAUCAUGCCCUACAUAAGGACAACCCCAAAACAACAGAUUCUUUCUACCCAGCGAUGCGUCUCAUCGUUCCUUCUUUUGAACGAGAGAGAAUGGCAUACGGAAUCAAGGAAAGCAUGUUAGCCAAACUUUUUAUUGAUGUAUUGUGCCUCCCAAAGAAUGGCCCAGAAGCUAAUAAACUGUUAAACUACCGCGCACCCACCACCUCCCAAGGGGAGUCAGGAGACUUUGCUAGCAUGGCAUACUUUGUGCUAAAGAAACGCUGCACCAGCCAGGGAAAGCUCAGCGUUAAAGAAGUUAAUGACUUUUUGGAUUCAGUCGCCAUCAACAACGCUAGCAAGAAGAAAGAUCUUGUGAAAAAGAGCUUGCUACACCUCAUCCAGCAGAGCUCUGCUCUUGAGCAAAAAUGGCUCAUCAGAAUGAUUCUGAAGGACAUGAAGCUCGGGAUCAGCAAGGAAACGGUCCUUCAGGUCUUUCACCCAGAUGCUUCGGAGCUCUACAAUGUGACCACAGACCUGAGCAAGGUGUGCCAGCAGCUCCACAGCCCCUCCGUGUCUUUAAGCGAGGUUUCCAUCGGACUUUUCUCUGCCUUCAAGCCCAUGUUGGCAGCCGUGGCCAACAUCCGCAAUGUGGAGAAGCAGAUGGGAAACAGCCCUUUUUACAUUGAAACCAAGCUGGACGGCGAGCGAAUACAACUGCAUAAAGAUGGCGAUGUGUACAAGUACUUUAGUCGGAAUGCCUUUGAGUAUACACAGCAGUUUGGUGGCUCACCUUUAGAGGGCUCCCUGACACCAUACAUCCACAAUGUUUUUAAAAGCCACGUUGUCAGUUGCAUCCUGGAUGGGGAGAUGAUGGCUUACAACCCAACCACAAAGACAUUCAUGCAGAAAGGCAGCAAGUUUGACAUCAAGAGACUGAUGGAAGAUUCCGAGUUGCAGACUUGCUACUGCGUGUUUGACGUGCUUUUAGUCAACGACCAAAAGCUUGGAAAUGAAAUGCUGGAGAAACGCUAUGAGAUCCUGCAGACCGUUUUUUCUCCAGUUCCUGGCCGGAUCCAACUGGUGCUCAAAACCGAAGCCAGUACCAUGCAGGAGGUGGUCAGUUCCCUUAACGACGCCAUAGACAACCGAGAAGAGGGAAUCAUGGUAAAGGACCCUUUAUCCGUUUACAAACCGGACAAACGCGGAGAGGGUUGGCUGAAAAUCAAGCCAGAAUAUGUGGAUGGCUUGAUGGAUGAACUUGAUCUUAUAAUUGUCGGCGGCUAUUGGGGUAAAGGAAGGCGGGGCGGUAUGAUGUCCCAUUUCCUUUGUGCUGUUGCAGAACCACCAAAGCCUGGUGAGAAACCGUCUGUUUUUCAUACGCUCUGCCGCGUUGGCUCUGGCUACACAAUGAAAGAGCUGUAUGACCUUGGCUUGAAGCUUGCCAAGCACUGGAGAGUCUACCGAAAAACUGACCCACCAUCCAACAUCCUUUGUGCAACUGAGAAGCCCGAGGUCUACCUUGAUCCAUGCAACUCCGUGAUCCUGCAAGUCAAGGCGGCUGAGAUAGUCCGAAGCGACAUGUAUAAAACCAACUGCACCCUGCGCUUCCCGAGGAUAGAAAAGAUCCGUGAUGACAAGGAGUGGUACCAGUGCAUGACCCUAGCAGAACUGGAGCAUUUCCAUAACAAAGCAUCGGGCAAACUGGCCUCACGGCACCUUCGAAUUGACACCGCAGAAGAACCACACAAAAAAAAGCGUAAACUACCUGCCCAAAUCAAGAAGGUAAUAGACCACUUUAAGCCCCAGGAUCUCUCCGGGGUCACCAAGGAGACAGACAUGUUUCAGGAUGUUGAGUUCUGCGUACUCAACGGGACAGAGGAUCACCCCAAGGCCGAGCUGGAGAAGGGCGUGGCCAGAUGUGGUGGUAUUGUUGUCCAGAACCCCGGGCGAGACACCUACUGUGUAAUUGCCGGCUUGGAGAACAUGCGUGUGAAAAACUUGAUUUUGUCCAACCAGCAAGAUGUUGUAUGGGCUUCCUGGCUGCUGGAGUGCCUGGAGCUGAAGAAAGUGGUUCCAUGGCAACCACGCCACAUGAUCCACAUGUCGCCGUCCACCAAGGAGAACUUCACCAAGGAGUAUGACAGACAUGGUGACAGUUACUUCGUAGACACGGAUGAACAGCAACUUCGGGAGGUGUUCGGGCGCAUAGGAAGGAAGGACACCUCGACGGCAGUGAAUGCCUGCCAGAUAGAAGAGCGAUACGGCUGGGAUGACCUUCCUACCAGUAUGUUCAGACCUUUCACAGCUUAUAUGGAUAGAAAUUGUGCCAUUUUGGAUAUCCGGGCCCUGGAGUUCCGCUAUCAUGGAGGCACCGUUGUGCAGAAGUUGGAGGAAGGGGUGUCGCAUGUUGUUAUUACAGAGGAAACCAGGCUUGUGGAUUUGAGGAGCUCUAGGCGCAGCUUUAGGAAGAAGUUUAAAAUUGUCAGAGACUCCUGGGUGACGGAUUCGAUAAAAAGAGGACACCUGAUAAACGACAAUGACUAUUUAGUUUGAGUGAGGUUUAUGGCUUGGUGAGGCGUACAGUAUGUACCUAACCCAAACCCUAACCCAAACCCUAACCCAAACCCUAAACCCCUUCUGGUCUGCCUCAACUUCCAGCACUUCUGCAGUUUAUUGUCCAGUCAGCUAGAAUAAUUAUGUCACACACGGUCUGACACGGUAAUCUUACUCUAUUGUAUUCAUAACUAUAUAUAAUCUACUUACAGAUUUUUAAAUAUUUAAAAAUAACCAGGCUCAAGGUUACAGUAUUUGAUGUAAAAUGUACAUGGAUGGAAAAUCCCACACAAUAUAUAUUUAAGCUAAUUUCUCAGGGUGAUGAGUUGAAUUAAUAACAAGUCCGUCAUGAUGAUGAUUUAGAUGACGGCAUAUCAAAUGUACUACCAAUGCCAUUAUAGAAAUAAAUGUUGCAUUGUGUACCUCCA
Molecule: messenger RNA, 3230 nt
Organism: Doryrhamphus excisus (bluestripe pipefish)
Lineage: Eukaryota; Metazoa; Chordata; Actinopteri; Syngnathiformes; Syngnathidae
Gene: lig4
Product: ligase IV, DNA, ATP-dependent
Biological process (GO): double-strand break repair via nonhomologous end joining; DNA biosynthetic process; nucleotide-excision repair, DNA gap filling
Cellular component (GO): DNA-dependent protein kinase-DNA ligase 4 complex; DNA ligase IV complex
Molecular function (GO): ATP binding; DNA binding; DNA ligase (ATP) activity
Source: RefSeq, a predicted model, not a curated record